This is a messenger RNA of Paramecium tetraurelia, 2190 nucleotides long. RefSeq lists its product as uncharacterized. Lineage: Eukaryota; Ciliophora; Oligohymenophorea; Peniculida; Parameciidae. The record is from RefSeq and is a predicted model, not a curated record. The transcript has 3 exons.
AUGAUAUAAGAAGAAGGAAUUGAAAAGGAAUGCAUUAAAAAUGAUCAUAAGGGUUGUUAAAUCGUCGCCGUUGAACUUUCAGAGGAAUUAAAUAAAGAAAAUCAUCAAAAAAAAUAUUAUUGUGUUAAAUGUUUAAUUGACAAAAUUGGAGUUAAAAAGAUUGUUCCAUAUGAUGAUGAAGCAAAAAAUAAGGCUAAAUCUGAAGAGUUAAAAAAGAAUGCAGUCUAACUGUUAGAGAGAAAUUAAAAACUAAUAUUAGCAGUCAAAUCAAUAGAGCAAAUUGGUUUAACACAAUUUGAAGAAUUGAAGAAAUAGUUAGAAAUACAAAUUAAUAAUUAAUAGAAAAAAUUGAUAUCAAUUAUAGAGAUUACCACUACAAACUCAGAUUUAGAGCUUGUUUCGGCUUUUUAUUAAGAGGAUGGUGGGCUUGCAAGACAUUCCCCCAUUAUAGAUUAUACUAAAAUUACCGAUUCCAUAAUCUAAAUAUAAACAUUAUUGUCAUAAUUAGAAAAUUUUGAAAAAUUGCAAGAAGCAGACCAAGAGAAAAUGAAAUUUGAAUAGCAAUGCUACAAUGACUUACUAAUUGAUGAAAAAAUAAAAAGAACUCCAGCGUUAAAUUUGAUGUGUGAAAAUCAUAAGAUGGAGAUUAUUAUGUUUAAUUUAAAUCAAACAGAUCUUGAAAAAACAAAUCCUUUGUUGUGUGUUGAAUGCACAUAAGAUCUUAUAACAAGAGGUAAUAAUGCUGUUUUUAAUGUUAUAUCAUUAAAAAAGGCUGAAGAAAAAUGGAAUGAAUACAUUAAAGAUCAGUGUGAAAAAAGAUUAUAAAGGUAAUCAAGACUUAAUUAAGCUAUUGGACUCAUUAAAAAAUUAUAAGAAAAGUAUAAUUAGGAAUUGAAUAAAAUGAUUUAAUCUUCAAAUGACCAGUUAAAGAAAGAACCAAAGGAAUACGAAUAAAUUAUGAAAUUGAAAGAUACUAGAUUAUAGAAUUAAAAGAAACAAAGUCUUUAUGAAAUUAUUAAAAUUCUUGGUUAAACAGAUUAAUAAAAAAAGUAAGAAUAAAUUUCAAAUUAAGAAGAUUCAAAAUUUUACAAUAGUCAAAAGAAAAAAACUUACUUGUUGAAAAUUAAAUUUAGUGGCUGUAAAACUUUGAUACAUGUAUAAUAUUAUAAUUAUUUAGAACCAAAAAGAUCAAAUGAUUCAGAAAAUGAAUAAGAAUUAGUAGAAUUUCUUAAAAAAUCAACUAUUCAAGAUUUAUAUUUAUCAUUCUUUGAAAUGUCAUUUAACUCUUUAAGUUCUUUCAAAAAAGAAGAACAGGAAUUAUAACAAAAAGGAAAACUUACAAAGUUGUAAUAAUAAGAUUUGGAAAAUCAAAAUGAAGCACUUUUGAAUUAAUAAAAAUGGUAUAAAUUAUUCUAAGAAAACUAAACUAAAUUGGAAAGCUUUAAGAAGAUCGAUGAACUGUAAAGGACCUAAUUAUAAUUAGAUGAAUUAUUAUUAUAAGAUAAUUAGAAAAAAUAGGAGUUGAAGAAAUACUAAGAACUUGUUGAAAAUUAUAAUGAUUAAUUAUUGUCAGCAAAAGCUAAGUUUAAAGAUUUUGAUUGGCUUUCUGAUAAAAUUGGAGAAUUAGAAUAACUUUAUAAAAUAGGAAAACAUUCUUUUGUAAAAGGAGACACUUCAUUAUUAACCAAAGAUUACGCAUCUCAAUUAUAUUAAUACUUAGAGAAAAGAACUAAUUAAAAAAUAAAAAAUAAAUAUUUGUUAUAUUCUUCAAAGAAUCAGGGGUUAUAUACAGAUAUUUUUAACAAAAGCAUAGAUAAAAUGUCUAAUUUAUUGUUUGUAUUUAAGUCAUAUUCUGAAUAUAUUUUUGGUGCAUUUAGUCCUUGUUAAUGUUUGAUAUAAAGUGGAGCAUAUCAAAUAGAUGAACAAGCAUAAUCAUUUUUAUUUUCUUAAACCAACAACGAAUUCUAUCCUAUAUCAGAUAAAUCAAAAGCAAUUUAUUGUACAAAAGAUCUAUUAGUUUUUGGUUAAAGUGAUCUUUUUAUAAAUUCAGGCUUUUAAUCUGGAUCAUCACGAUUAGGUGUAUCAUAUUAAUGUAAUCAAUAUAAUAUACCUAAUGUAAAAAAUCGCCUAUUUGGAUAACCUGAGCCAAAUAUCAAAAUAUGCGAAGUUAUCAUGUUAACAUUUGUUUGA